Molecule: messenger RNA, 1574 nt
Organism: Coregonus clupeaformis (lake whitefish)
Lineage: Eukaryota; Metazoa; Chordata; Actinopteri; Salmoniformes; Salmonidae
Gene: adm2b
Product: adrenomedullin 2b
Exons: 3
Coding region: 209-742 (177 amino acids)
Biological process (GO): regulation of systemic arterial blood pressure; positive regulation of heart rate; adenylate cyclase-activating G protein-coupled receptor signaling pathway
Cellular component (GO): extracellular region
Molecular function (GO): hormone activity
Source: RefSeq, a predicted model, not a curated record
GUCUGAACCCGCAGGACGCAACUGGGGCUACACUGUGAGUGCUGAUAAUUAUUAACACCAAACUAGACUUCAACAGGUGCGCUGACUAAACCAGUCCUCAGUGAGUGGAGAUUCUGCCUUUGCCUGAUAACAGUGGCGUUUUUCUUCAGUUGAGCUGCUCUGUCCUGUUCUAUCCUGUACCCGAGGGUUGUGACUCCCGCUUGCCGCCAUGCCCUCACUGCUCCCGGCAUGGCUCUGGUGCCUUAGCCUGCUCACCCUGGAGACACACACCCUGGCCCUUCCGCGGCCAGCCCGGACACAGCCUCACAGGUUUGUAUUAUCCAGAACCUCCUGGACACCUGAGUCGUCUUCAUCUCUCACCAUGGCGACGGUUGUCAGCCCGACUGUUGCUCUGGACGACAGCGUCGCCCUUAGAAACAGAUGGGCCGUCUGGAGGGCCUUGCUCCAUAAAGGUCCCCCGAGGCAGUCUAACCUAAUGCCUGACCAUGAAGGCCCAUUGGCCAGGCCGUCCAGUCCACUUCCUGACCAGAACUACCACCUCUCCAGAGAGGGGACGUCACGGGGUCGCCGUCAUGCCAACGGUAGCGGUGGGCGUGGCCAGGGUCAGCUGAUGAGGGUGGGGUGUGUCCUGGGAACCUGUCAAGUUCAGAACCUCAGUCACCGACUCUACCAGCUGAUUGGACAGAGUGGGAGACAAGACUCCUCCCCUAUCAACCCCCGUAGCCCACACAGCUACGGAUGAAUAACUUUAUUGGCAACCAACAAACAGGCACAGUCACUGUUGAAUAACAUUAUCGUCAACCAAUAUACAGGCACAGCUACAGCUGAAUAACCUAAUCAACAAGCAACACAGGCAGAGCCACAUCUGAAUACAUUUAUCAACAAGACGACAACCUAUACACAGACACAGCUAACAGCAGAAUGUAGGUCAGAUGUAAGGUGGUGGAAGAGACAGAGUCUUAAGUGCUGACUGCGGGUAGGGUGGAAGGAGGUCUGUAAUGCCUUGUUGUCCUGAGUUAGAGAGUCAUUACUCCUGUCCCCACUGAGCUGAGCUGAUCUACAAUCCACUCUCCAUGAUCAUCCCUAUAUUCUUGUCUGUCUCUGAACAUCUCUCAAUUUCAAUUAUCUUUCUCUCUCAAGUUUAGAAUAUAUGUCCUUGAGCAGGACACACCACAACACCAUUUCUACAGGCUCUAACCAAUCACAGCCAACCAUAGUCCCAAACAGCCUUAAGAAGUUUCAUAGUCCCUUAUCGCUCUAUGAAGCUUCCUAAUCUCAUGUCGUCCCAUGAAGUCUGAUAUGUAGCUCCUAUUUCCAAUGUUAGAUGUGUGUCUAGUGAGCUACUAGGUCAAGUGUAUUAGAAACCCGUAAAGCACUUUAAAGUAAAUACUGUUUUAUGUUUGCUAUGACUUGAACGUUAAAGAUAUGUUGUUUAAUUUUAAAUUAAUUCAAGCUUUUUUGUUGUAAAUAUUUCACUGACUAAACCAGUGAAACGAAUGUGGCCGAAAUGUUUCCCCAAAUGGACAUUGUCUGUUGUAUUCAUCUUAUUCUAUAUCUUUGUAUAGGCUGUUAUA